GCGCUUGAGUUGUCUAUUUAAUAAUGGUGCUCUCCAGUCUUGUUCUAUGGCUGAAGUUGCUUCUACUGAGCAGCUCCAGUGAAACUGGGUCAGGAAUACCGAGUUAAACUGGGCAAGAGCUUCACCUUCCCCAGGGAGAACGCCUAUCACACCAUCAAAUAUGUGGUGACUGGCGUUAGUAUUGUUGAUGGCCACUGUAUCAGAUGACUUGAAGCCUCUGUCAGUGGAUCCCACAAAGCCUGGUAAACUGUGAGUGACUGAUGAUGAAGUGAAUGUACAGGCUGAGUGGACUGAUGAUGUGGCCCAGUUCAGAGGACCCAAGAAGCCUGUCACUAAAGAGUGUGUGCUCAUCAUAGACACUGUGUCUGGGGAGGCAGUACUGGAGAGGAUCAGUAACAACAUCCAACUCAAGGCCAUAGGUUAUUAGUAGGACACUCAGGCAGAGUCAAGUGUAUUAUGUGUGUACACUAACCACUAGGACACCCUCUAUAAUUAUUACAGCCCAGGUUAAUGGAGUUGCUUGCUUAUAAUUAUAGACAAAAUCUACUGUAGCAAAAGUCACUAAGGGCACCAAAAUGUAAUAGCUCCCCAAUGGUUUGGGGACUCUUCAGCUGCCAUAACUUGAAUUCUGUGUAUCCAAUUUCAACGAUUUUAUGAUUUUCUGAAAGCUUAGAAAGAGACCUUUCAAAUGGUGUCAUCAAAGUUUAUAUUUAAGAGAUAAACGUUUUUGCCAAUUUGGCAAUACCAUGGAUUAUUGCCCAUGGUCCAAAGGCGAAAUAUGACAAAUUAAGGCCCCUACAAAAGUUUGGAUUUAAACACAUAAUUUGAAAGGUCUCUUUCUAAGCUUUCAGAAAAUCAUAAAAAUUUGGACAUUGGAUCAUCAGUACUGAAGUUAUGGCUGUUGAAAGAUACAUGGACGGAUGAUGAAUGCGUACGCUGACCUUGUGUUCCAGUUUGGAAUGGCUGACGAGAACCAAGCCACUUACAUUUAUUCAAAGACCAACAUGGCUGUGCAGUACAUCAAAGCUGAAUGGUUUUACGAUGGCUUCAAGAUUUUUGAUGCUCUGCUCAACGGAGAUCUGAUACCGUAUCCUACGUACUUGUACAACAUCACUGGAUCCACCAACUACAACAUUCUCAGGACCUCGCUAGCAUAUGCCUCAGUACAAUGCCAUUUCUGGCUACCACAUCAUGGAGGCUGGUGCUGACCCUGUGCUGGAGUUGGCCUUCACUGUGGCUGAUGGGCUAGAGUACUGCAGGACAGGGACGGACGCAAGUGAUGAUGAAUGCGUACGCUGACCUUGUGUUCCAGUUUGGAUGGCUGACGAGAACCAAGCCGCUUACAUUUAUUCAAGGACCAACACGGCUGUGCAGUACAUCAAAGCUGAAUGGUUUUACGAUGGCUUCAAGAUUUUUGAUGCUCUGCUCAACGGAGAUCUGAUACCAUAUCCUACGUACUUGUACAACAUGACUGGAUCCACCAACUACUACAACAUUCUCAGGACCUCGCUAGCCUCCCCUGAUUUUAACUACUACGUUCCCUUCAUCAACACCACUGACAUCAGACGAACCAUUCAUGUCGGCAGUCUCAGCUAUGGCUCUCAGUCUGAAGACGUGGUAAUGGCCCUUGGAAACGACAUUAUGGACACAGUGAGGGACUGGUUGUCAGUACUCAUGGAGAACUACAAGAUAGGAGAUGAUGUUGCCGGGUAUGUGAGGACAGUGAACAAGUUUAUGCAGGUGGUCGUGAGAGGGGGUGGGCACAUUCUCCCGUUUGACCAGCCGGAGAGAGCACUCAACCUCAUCCAGAACUUUGUGAACAUGCAAUUGUGCUUCAAGUAUAAAGAUAAAAACUGUAUUUAGUUCUAGAAUCUAUAAUUUUAGUAGUGUAAUUUAAUAGUGUUGUUUUAAAGAAUUGAAGAGAAGAUUAUAAUUAUUUUUAUGCCAAAUCAA
Messenger RNA from Halichondria panicea, 1953 nucleotides. RefSeq names its product probable serine carboxypeptidase CPVL. Gene Ontology annotation, biological process: proteolysis. Gene Ontology annotation, cellular component: cytoplasm; mitochondrion. The transcript has 12 exons. The record is from RefSeq and is a predicted model, not a curated record. Gene Ontology annotation, molecular function: methylmalonyl-CoA mutase activity; serine-type carboxypeptidase activity; cobalamin binding. NCBI's taxonomy places the organism in Eukaryota, Metazoa, Porifera, Demospongiae, Suberitida, Halichondriidae. The coding region runs from base 1318 to 1863 and encodes 181 amino acids.